AUAUGCACAAAUUGUGGAGCAUCUUGGCAAGGUUCAUUUUUUGAUGGAGCCAUUUUGCGUGGUAUUGAAACGCACCCUGUCGUCCUCUCAUCCACUUCAUCAAAUUUUAAAGUAUCACUGCAGGGACGUGACAGUCCCAAAUACAAUUGGUGCUCCAAAACUUGUUGGCGAAGGAGAGUUUAUGGAUCAGCUGUUCGCAUUUGGAAAUGAAGGAACCACCCGACUUCUUAGAGAAGCACAUAAAUUAAGCACAUGGGAUGUCACAGAUUUUAGAAACGAAAUAAAGGUGACCCGCAUUAUCUCACAACUGAGCGUCCAACACGCUGCUGUAAACUAUCCCUUGACAGACUACGGUCUGUACACUCCCAACCUACCAACCAAACUGUACAACGAUACCAGGGCUUUCGCUGUUCCGCUUUGACUCCUUGUUUGACUACGGCAACGAACUUCUUGAUCCUGAGGCCGUCAAACUCGUCAAUGGUUAUUACACUUACCUCAUGAAUGUUAUUCAGCCUCAAAUGCAAGAAAAGAACCGAAAGAGGAAGGAAGAUAAUUAUUUGACCUAUCCGUACUUGAUUCCAAGAUGGCUGCCAAAUGGAAUUCAAACCUGAUCCACCGCAUUCUCAAAAACGAACUUUCCUUACACUUUCUUUUUCACUUGACGUAGCUUUAGAAAGUACUACACAUGCAUUAUUUGUUACAUUAGUAAUUAGUUCAAGUUUUUAAAACUGGGGAGCUUUCGUGCAUUUAACCGACCUCUGCCACAUUCUAUGUGGCUUUACCUGCAUCAAUAAAAUUGUUUUAAGGAUUUGAUGGAGCCAGCUGUGAAAUUACACACACCAGCCGGCUUAUUACUUAAAAGUAGCUGUAUUUAGAUAUUCAUUGAUUUCUUAAAGUGUUAUAAGCGUGUUUUCUUUUUCAUACGGCCAGCAGUGUGCAAGGGAAGUUACUUUCUUUACUUUAUAUUUCAAUUGCACUGUUUGCAACUAGUGUAGCAUAAGAGAUUAAACAUUUUCUUUUCGCGAUGAA
Molecule: messenger RNA, 1029 nt
Organism: Pocillopora damicornis (cauliflower coral)
Lineage: Eukaryota; Metazoa; Cnidaria; Anthozoa; Scleractinia; Pocilloporidae
Product: polyunsaturated fatty acid 5-lipoxygenase-like
Biological process (GO): lipid oxidation
Molecular function (GO): oxidoreductase activity, acting on single donors with incorporation of molecular oxygen, incorporation of two atoms of oxygen; metal ion binding
Source: RefSeq, a predicted model, not a curated record